UCAGAAGAUAAAUGUAUAUUUUAUAUACGAUUAAUUUAGGGUCUGGAAAAUUAAAAGCGACAAGAUGAUCGAUAUUUUGUCGCUGCCGCGCCGGAAUAAGGUGUCCGGGAAUCCGGCCCUUUUGAAGAUGAUUUCAUUUAAAACCGGACUGCCUAUCAACAGUCUGCCGGGAUGGGAGCUGAUUCCACUCAACUGUAAGCUGCCUAUGCUUAAAUGCCCCGGGAACCAGGUCAUAUUCUCGAAGAACAAGAUCGGACAGGAUUUCAAAAGUGGUAAACAGGAGUUCGAAUGCUCUGUUACCGAGCACAUUCCAGAGUAUAAUCCGCUCCACGACUCGAAUCUAAAGACCUUUUACUCUAACGAGCGUAACCUGAAACGCUUGCGGGAGAACGGAGAGAUAACGCAGGACAAUGAUGUAAUUUGUAACCUGAAAGACUUCAACCACCAUCGCCAGGAGUUGCACAAAUCGCAGCUCUACUAUAUUUUACAGGCAUACAAGCGAAGGGAGUCGGAGCAAUAUGAUAGGAUGCUGAUUGCUAAUGCGGAGUCAAUUACAAAGAAGGAUCAUCAGAAUUUGGCAGCUCGGCACCAGUGCACUGAGGAGGUUCUUGCACGGAAGCAGCUACAGGAGCAGGAACGCCACGAAAGGAAGGUGCACUUGCUGAACAUCACUUAUGAAAAGUUUAAGCGCUUGGAGAACUUGGCCACAAUGCAGAAUAUGUUGCUGGAACACCGCAAGAUGCUUACCAAUAUGCGAGUAGCUGCCCAUAUAAGCAUGUGUCAGGAUCUGAUGAGAAAGCUUUUAAUCAAGCAGAAGAAGCUCUUUCAGUUCAAAAAGGAUCGGUUUAACAAGAACAUGCGAAUCCUGCGGAAACAAAGGCUGGUUAAGAACACAGAGCACCAGAUUCAAUCGUGGGGGAAGAGAUUGGAUGAGCGCAUUGCAAAUCAGCGAAGAAUCAACUACCUCUUACAAGAAGUGGAGAAGGAGCGAGAGGCGUUCAUAGAUAGACACAAAGCUCUCUACCGAGAAAAGUGGCAGCGAAUUCAGGAUGAGAUUAAGGAGAGAGCUCAAAAAGCCAUCGUUGCUCGCCAGCCCAAGAGAAAGCGACGUAAGAAGAAAAAGAAGCCGGAACUCCAAGAGCGGAAACCAUCCUUUUGCGAUGAGUAUCAGACCACUUUCGAAGGUUUGCUGGACAGUGAGCUUUGUUACGCUUUGAAUGCUGCUAUUGCCAUGGAGGGACAGACCGCUCUUACCUUUGCCCCAGAUGACCCUAUCUAUAAGGCGGCGCAAUAUAUACGAGACUACAUUAUAUCUGGAUUAAACGAGGACCUCAGCGACGACGAGUGUGCCUUACAGGUACUGAUCUCACGAAUCAAAGACUUUGUAUGCGAUGCCAAAAAAUAUGUGCACUAUAAAGCCUAUCAGAUCAUCGGAUUCGCCAGGGACCACAAGGCCAUGGAAGUGCCGCCGUCGUUGGCCAAACCGCCAAAGAAUCACUCUCGGGCCUCUCAUGUCUCCUUUAGCGGCGUGGCGAGCACUAUUGGCGUGGGCAGCUACGAGAUUCAUCCGUUCGUUGACAUCCGUCCGUGCGGCGAGCGACGGCCCACGCCGGCGGGAUCUUUAGCCUCGUUGGUGGUAAGCCAGAUAGGAGAGCAAGUGAUCCAAGACAAGGUGCGCCUACCGCACUUGAAUCGCAACCAGAUCGUGUUUAUAGAACACUACCUAGUGAAGUUCAAGCGGGACCUACUGGUAGGCCUGGACAAGUUGGUAUUUGCGGCCAUACAGUGUCACUUCGAGAAUCGCAUGAUGGAAUUACGUGAAGAACUCCUGCUGCUGGACAGGAACUACCUUUUCGAGCAGAUUGCCAGGGGCAUCCUUAGCUAUGCGGUUAACCCUCUUAACUACCAGUCGGUACUUAAGUUGGCUGUAAGCGUUCUGUCCUGCGAGAUUAUCUGGGAGCUGCAGCAGACCAUGCUCAAGCCAGGAAUUGAUCCCAGGGGUCAGAAUCACCCCGUUUCCUGCGGCACCGAGAGAGAACGGGAGACCUUGGCUCUAUGCAUACCCUAAAAGCCUGAUAUGGAGAGUUGGGCGAUAAAGAUUGGUUUCCACACGCUGGUUUUUCAUUCCCUAGCAGAAUAAUUCUUAUAAAUUGCAUGUAUUAGUCAAAGAAACAUUUAAUUUCUAUGUAUAAAGAUGUCCUAAAUUUACGUACAGUUUCACUCGAUUUUGUUGCAAUUGUUUGUGAUUAAUAAACGCGUAUAUUGUUCAAUAA
Drosophila eugracilis is the source of this 2273-nucleotide messenger RNA. RefSeq lists its product as uncharacterized. Lineage: Eukaryota; Metazoa; Arthropoda; Insecta; Diptera; Drosophilidae. The record is from RefSeq and is a predicted model, not a curated record. The coding region runs from base 65 to 2068 and encodes 667 amino acids. The transcript is spliced from 3 exons.